CAAACUGCGCUCGGAAAUGCAGCCAUGCUGCAGAGCGGGAUGAUACGGAAGAAGAGCUGAGCUGUCAUUCAUACACACAGCUUUCAGUGACCCGGGCCAGGCACGGGUCGAAAUGUACAGCGGUGGACCGAACCCAAUCCUGCUUCGGGAAUAGGCUUAGUUAGAUCCGGUUCGACCAGGCAGGUUCAAAUACAGUUAAAAUGAGUUCGCAGGACGUGCUGAGCAGCGCGACAAAGCUAGCCUCGUAUAACGUGCUGCUGCAGGUUAUGUUUCGAGGUCUUUCCUUUGUGCUCAAUGCUUUCACACUUCGCUUCGUGUCCAAAGAAAUCAUCGGGGUGGUGAAUGUGAGGCUUACACUGCUCUACUCCACCGUGGUGUUUCUGGCAAGAGAAGCCUUUCGUAGGGCCUGUCUGAGCGGAAGCACAGAGCAAAACUGGACGCAGGUUAUCAACCUUCUAUGGCUAACAGUGCCAGUGGGGGCGCUGUGGUCGGUUCUGCUGGGCUGGGUGUGGCUGUGUCUGCUGGAGGUUCCUGACCCGGCCGGUACCCCUCACUACGAGGUCGGGGUGCUGCUAUUUGGCCUCUCCGCAGUGGUGGAGCUGCUGGCAGAGCCCUUGUGGGUGCUGGCACAGGCGCACAUGUUCGUGAGACUGAAGGUGAUUGCUGAAAGUCUCUCCAUCAUUGUGAAAUGCCUCCUGACUGUGCUGCUUGUGCUUCUGGUUCCUCACUGGGGCCUCUACAUCUUCUCGCUGGCUCAGCUCACUUACACCAGUUUCCUGCUGCUGUGCUAUGUUUUGUAUUUCGUCAAGUUCCUCGGAUCCCAGGAAGCUGAGAAGUCAUCUUUCCCUCUCUCCAGGGUCCGCGAUUUAUUACCGACACGUACAAGAGGCAAGCCAGUGGUUAACUGGAGCCUGGCAAAGCUGACUUGGAGCUUCUUCAAGCAGUCAUUCCUCAAGCAGAUCCUAACAGAAGGUGAACGCUAUGUCAUGACCUUCCUAAAUGUGUUGAAUUUUGGAGACCAAGGAGUGUAUGAUAUAGUGAAUAACCUGGGCUCUCUGGUGGCCAGGUUCAUCUUCCAGCCCAUUGAGGAGAGCUUCUACAUCUUCUUUGCCAAAGUGCUGGAGAGGGGGAAGCAAGCCAAGCAGCAGAACAUGGAUGACGUUACUAUGGCAGCAGCGGUUCUGGAAUCCCUCUUGAAGCUGGUGGUUCUGAUUGGCCUGACCAUCACGGUGUUUGGCUACGCCUACUCUCAUCUGGCCCUGGAUGUUUAUGGAGGCUCCUUGCUGAGCAGCGGAUCAGGUCCCACUCUUCUCCGGUACUACUCCCUGUACGUGCUGCUGCUGGCUGUCAACGGCGUGAGCGAGUGCUUCACCUUCGCGGCUAUGAGCAAAGAACAAGUGGACAGGUAUAAUUUCGUGAUGCUGGCACUGUCCGCCUCCUUCCUCAGCCUCUCGUACUUCCUGACCCUCUGGCAGGGCAGCGUGGGAUUCAUCCUGGCAAACUGUCUCAACAUGACGCUGCGGAUCGCUCACAGCGUGCGCUACAUCCAGGGCUACUUCUCCCACAGCUCCUCCAGGCCUCUGGCUGGCCUGCUGCCCUCCCCCGCCCUGCUGCUGGUCUUCCUUGGCAGCGCAGGGCUCACCGCCCUCUCGGAGGUGUUGUUGUGUUGUGAUAGCGGCUGGAUCUCACGGCUGGUGCAUGUAGCUGUGGGGGUGGUGUGUCUGCUGGCUGUUCUGAUCACAGCGUUCUUCACCGAGACCAAAUUAGUUCAUUUUAUAAGAACUCAGUACUUACCCCGUUACAUGAAAAAGGGAACAUAACCAAGGGAAGACUGUCUAUCUAUCUAUCUGUCUAUCUCUCUAUCUCUAUAUCUCUCUAUCUCUAUCUCUUUGUCUGUCUGUAUCU
Polyodon spathula (Mississippi paddlefish) is the source of this 1905-nucleotide messenger RNA. It is a transcript of the gene rft1, whose product is annotated as RFT1 homolog. The record is from RefSeq and is a predicted model, not a curated record. The transcript is spliced from 13 exons. Lineage: Eukaryota; Metazoa; Chordata; Actinopteri; Acipenseriformes; Polyodontidae. Gene Ontology annotation, biological process: dolichol-linked oligosaccharide biosynthetic process; glycolipid translocation. Bases 201 to 1820 code for a protein of 539 amino acids. Gene Ontology annotation, cellular component: endoplasmic reticulum membrane.